Molecule: messenger RNA, 6416 nt
Organism: Nilaparvata lugens (brown planthopper)
Lineage: Eukaryota; Metazoa; Arthropoda; Insecta; Hemiptera; Delphacidae
Gene: wit
Product: bone morphogenetic protein receptor type-2
Exons: 15
Coding region: 234-2513 (759 amino acids)
Biological process (GO): BMP signaling pathway; protein phosphorylation; cellular response to growth factor stimulus
Cellular component (GO): plasma membrane; signaling receptor complex
Molecular function (GO): ATP binding; transforming growth factor beta receptor activity
Source: RefSeq, a predicted model, not a curated record
UCUUGGAGACUCUGAGUUCUCUCUCACAAGUCACAACUUCGUUUUAUGUGAUCGCUCCUCUCCUCUCGACUGUUAAUAUUUGUGAUAUUUUCUAAUCUUCAGUGAUGUUAUAAGACAUUUGAAAUAGAAUGGGGAUCUAUCCAAACGGUUAUCUUGAACUGUUUGGUCGUUCGAUGCAUGAAUGAAGUGUGUGUUGCGACUUAGAGAACCAACAUUUUAACGAAUAUGCUGUGAUGAUGAAUCAUCAAUUUUGUCUAGCAUUUCAAGCCUUGUCUGGCAUAUUGAUUUCAGGAUUAGUCUUUGGUGUUCCUACUCCAGAGGAGCCAGCUAUUGUAUGCUAUGUGAACAAGGACCUAGCUCACAUUCCUGUUGAUCAAGAUAAAGAGGGGAUGUCAAAGAACUCUACAAAGCAAGUUUGUAGCAAGGGAAAUCAUAUAUCAUGCUACACUUUAUGGAAAGAAAUUAUAAAUCCACUAAAUAAUGCUACUGAAAUCUCCAUUCUAGCCAGAGGUUGCUGGGAAAGCUCUAGGCCUGAAGAAUGUAAUUCACAAGCAUGCAUAGCGAACGAUUGGCCUUCUCAGCAAGCCAACGACAAAAAGUUCUGCUGUUGCACUGGAAAUUUAUGCAACAGAAAUGUUUCAGUGGCCUUAUCUGCGCAUGCGCCAACUCUUCGCCCGUCUCCGUCCCAACAGACGCCGCAUGCGACCGUUUCUGAGUUAUCAGGAGAGGAUACACCCUUCUUUUUGAUCGUCGUCUGUAUUUCUUUAUCGCUUGUAAUAAUGAGUCUAAUAGCUUUAUGUACCCUUCAUUUUCUUUUUGACCGUUUAUUGCAUAAACCUCCUUUAUCCGACUCGGUUCGACUGGUUGAGAAUGGCCCAAGUGAACGACCCAUCAAACUCAUAGAAAUAAUCGGUCAGGGUCGUUACGGAUCGCUGUGGAAAGGCAUGGAUCGUGACGGACAGCUGGUUGCCGUGAAAGCGUUCCAGCCGCACUUGCGGCAGAUUUUCGUGAAUGAGCGCGACAUUUUCCAGCUGCCAUUCAUGAGUAUUCCGGCGCUGGUUGCCUACUACGGCUAUCAGGAAUCGGCAACGCAACUCGACCUGUUGCUGUUGUAUUGCGGACUCGGUUGUCUGCAAGAUUACCUCAAGACGCACACACUUGACUCGACUGUUUUCUGUCGCAUGACUUCGUCUAUUGCCAGGGGACUUGCUCAUCUACACACCGAAAUACGGCAAGGAAAUAAAGUCAAACCGUGCGUAUGCCACCGAGAUCUGAAUACAAGAAAUAUUCUGGUCAAAGAUGAUCUCAGCUGUUGUCUGUGUGAUUUUGGACUAGCCGUUCAAGUGGGCAAUGUUGGAAGAGGUGACGACUCUGCCAGAAAAUCGAUCAGUGAUGUUGGAACACUGCGUUACAUGGCUCCUGAAGUGUUGGAAGGAGCAGUCAACCUGAGAGACUGUGAAUCAUCGCUGAAGCAAAUCGAUGUCUAUGCUGCCGGUCUGGUAUUAUGGGAACUAGGAACCAGAUGUCAGGACCUUUUUGUUGAUAAUGCCACUGUAGUGCCAUAUGCAUUGCCAUUCCAAGAAGAAGUUGGUUUGCAUCCAAGCUUUGAGCAGAUGCAGGUAAUGGUGUCCCGCAACAAAGCGCGUCCACUGUUCCCUGCACUGUGGAAGGACUGGCGUGAUUACGGCGCUGUUCGCCUACUGAGAGAGACUAUCGAAGACUGCUACGAUCAGGAUGCGGAGGCUAGGCUUACGGCGCUCUGCAUUGAGGAACGUCUUGCUGACCUGACUCAACUAUUACAAAAAGAAUCUCAUGGAAAUUAUCCUUUCAAUUUGGGUGCUCAAAUUGUCAGCUACAAUAAUUCAGUUACUACCACCAAUACAUUGGCUCCUGAUGAUACAGUUGAAUCAAAUUUAUCUGAAGGAACAAUUGAAACUCUAUUAACCAAUAGUCCAUCGGAGUGCACAGAACCUUCUCCUGGCUAUGCAUGGAAAGAUUCAAACAGUAGGGUUGUGGUUAAUCCUAUCAUUCAACCACAUCAGGGGCGCAAUCCUUGCUUGGAGCGGAAUCUUUUUGUUGGUGAAGAUAAUCAGGAGGCUGAUGCUGUACCAUUAGUGGAGAGGUCGAUGAAACAUCAGAAUCAGCCUUGCUUGUCACCGUUUGUGCUUAAGCCGAACAAUGUGCCCCCACCAGGGUUCAUACGCAAACUCCUACACACGAAGAAGUCGAAUAUACUACAUGCCAAUGAGGAUUGCUCCAGUAAUACGGCGUUGAAGGUGACCGUUUCUCCAUUUGAGAAGCACCAGGGCAGUAGCAGCAACACCAGUAACAGCACUAGUAGACCCACCAGCCUGCCCCUGGAGCUGGGUGAACAGCAGACGGUGAGACAACAGCUGUCAGCACGCAUCAAGACACCGGGUGAUGUUCCACCGUCUGUCAGACGCAAGUCGCGGGCGGCUCGGCUCUCUCUCUACGACGAUCGUAUCAUGGACCAGUCAGCUGCUAGUUUCUGAAAACCUGUUCAUAGCUGAUUGGUAUUUGUGAAGCGACAAGUGUGGCAACACAAUACUUGCAAAAACAGAUAGAAUAUUAACUACCGACUGUUGAGUUUGGCACAUAAGCUGUUUGUACAAAGAGCUUACUUCUCAGAAGCGAUAUGAGGGUCAUCCGGAAAAUAGCACCCGUUUGAGAAUAAUAAAGUAUCAUAUUAACAAUUAUUUGCAUGUUUAUUGUAAAGUUCAUACAUUUAACAAUCUAUUUCUCUACAUAAUAUCCUAGCAAAUUUUGAUUUUUUUAUCAUAACGUAUAUUAAAACCCAGAUUCAUUAUUCUUAGUUUUCAAAAGAAUAGGAAAAAUAUGAUAAUUGCAAACAAAUUACAUUUUGAUUUCUGUUAUUUAAAAAAAAUGUUUAUCUCUAUUUUAAUCCUUCCCCAUGUAUAAAUAUUACUGGGAAUAAACAUUUAUUGUAUCACAUGUUCUCUGAAAUCCAAAAUGUAUACUAUCAGUAUGACAGCUAUACAUCAAUCGAAUAUAAAACAUUUCAUAUUGGUUUUUGGCUCUGCAUAUAACUGGGAAAUUGUUUGUUGUUUCAAAUUUUAAUUUUAUGUGCUCCAGAUUUCAACAAUUCAUUUUGAUUACCACAGCCUACAACAAGUAAAAGCCAAUGGUGCAUGUUCAUCAAAUAUUUUGUAUUCGUUUGAUGUAUGGAUUUCAUAAGGUAUACCUUUUUAUGAAUUACUGAAAGAGGGCAUAUCUACACUGACAGCGGCGGAAGAUUAGUAACACAAUAACCCGUCACAUGUUAUGAUAAAUGCCUAAAUUUGCUUGUAGAUUAUUCAGAGAGGUAUGUACUUUCCAUAAAAAAUGUAUAUAAUUGUUAAUAUGUACUUGCUACUUUUUAUCCAUUCCCAAACGGGUACUAUCUUCUGUAUGACCUUCGUUGAAUGUGAAUCACCGUCUAUCGAGUUUGGCAUAUUAGCUUUUUGCAAAGUGUGCUAAUAAAAUAUAAGUCAAAAGAGAUAGAAUGUGAAUUGUCAUCGUCUAUCGAGUUUAGCAAAACGUUUUCGCUCUCGUUGCACAUACAAUUUUUCCCACCACUAUUGAUUAUCGAAUAAUCAUAAAUUAUUAUUUACUGAUAGAGAACUUUUGUACAUUUUAUAGGUUAGAUUGACAAAACAGUUUAAUCAGUUUAACAGUUUUUUCAGUUUUAAUUUGAAUGUUUAAAAGUCGACAGUUUAACAGUUUUUUUUUCAGUUUUAAUUUGAAUGUUCAAAUGUCGAGACAGAACAUUAAGGUCUAUGUGUAUUUCAUACCCCUCAAACCCCAUGGAAAUUUUGGUCACCAUCUGAAAUUAUAUUCUGGCAAAUUCCUUAGCUACGACUCUAGUCACUUAGCUACUCUAUGGUUCUAGUCAAUCAACAGCAACCAAUAGCAGCCGCGCUGCUAGAAUCGUAAAGUCGUCGCUAAGUAAGACCCUUAAGCCACUGAUCAUGGUUAAAUUUCAUAUAAUGUUGGUGUAAUCAAGUGGGCCCUAGAAUUGUAGAUGAUAAAUCAAGAGUAUCAAAUAUUUGAUUAUUGAUUUCAUUAUCGAUGUACGACCCACUUGCAAAGUCAAUAGAGUACGGCAAUCAGCUGUUUUGUGAACAUAUAACAGAUGAGUGAGUAGCUUUCCAAUCGGGUGGUGGGAAAAAUAUUAUUAAUUGUUGAUUUCUUCUUUGAAAUCUAAUAUUUCGAGUACAAAUUAAACUUAGUAUGUGGGCUCUUUUCAACUAUGAGGGUAGGCUGAUGAAUAAUGAAAACUCAAUCAAAUGCUGGUUGAUCUACGUCUGAAAACUGCGCAGAAGUGUAUAGGAAAACAACACUGCCAUAAGUCAUCAGGCGUGCUCAUAUUUCAAUAAGCUGUGGGGUUGCCAUGAUUCCGCUAAUAGAAUUCACUUGUUAUCAACAACUUGUAUUUCAUUCGGAUCUUCACGUUAUAGUCAGUCUAUAACAGUGGUUCCCAAUAGCUAAGGUUUGAAUGUCCGGCUUGAUGUUAGUGAGGUUCAACCGCAGGUCUCCUUUAAGGCAAAUGUCCAAUCUGUUUCUUUGCUUUGUGAGGAGCUGAAUCCUUUUUCACACAGAUAUGUUGAAGGGAAGGAUAUGAGGAGCGGCUCAACCUCUUUCCACAAUAGUGGAUAUAUCUCCAUCACCUCUAUCCAGGCUGAUUCAUACCCAUUCUGUUUGAAAUGGAUUUUCGCUUCACAGUUGUAUUUUAGAUCGAUGAAUUCUGCUUGUAUAUCUCCCUCAAGCUCAUCCUCGGCUUCAAAUGAAAACGGAUCCACCAUCAGGAAUCAAAUCAGGAAUUUGUAGUUCUAUCAAAUCAUUGAACCUAGAUUGCAUGUCACUUUUCAAUUGCUCAAGGUGCUCAGAGAAAAUUAAUAUUUUAUCAUCUGUGAUGUUCAAAAUUUGGCUGUCCUCCGUUAAACACUUUUGAAGGGUUAGAAAAUGUGUGAGCUCCUUACGGCUAAUCGUGGUCUUCUGGAUGUUCAACUUGGCAAUGAAUGAUGAACAUAUUCCCAUGGCUUUAAUAAGAGUAAUCUUGUUUCCCUGAAGCUUCAUGUUUACUUCAUUUAUUUUUUCGAGGAUAUCUGUUAGAUAUGCGAUUUCUAACUUAUUCAUUUUCAAACUCUCACUUAAUUCUUCAUCACUUUUAUUGAUUAAUUCAAUCACUGAAUCAAAUGAUUCAUAGAACCGGCGCAGACAAUUUCCUUUUGAAAGCCACCUCACAGAUGUGUGCAGAAGCAGCCUCUCAAAGGCCUCAUCAUUCUCAUGACAAAGUUCGCGAAAUAACCUGUCAUUAAGUGAAUUUCUCUUUAUUCAGUUUACGCAAGUGAUAACUAAAUGCAGGGUCUCAUGAAGAAAUCCACUCAACUACUUUGCAACGAGAUGAUGACGAUGAAUCACGCAGUGGGUGGUUAUGAUGUCUGCAACUUCUUUUUUUAGAUGAGCAAGGAUCCCGGAAUGACGUCCUGUCAUUGCAGGAGCACCAUCGGUAGAGCACGCACUUAUAUUCGCCAAGGGAAUAUUUUUCUCCUCAGAAUAGUCUUUUACAACUUUAAAAAUCGACGAUCCCUUUGUGUCAGAAUUAAGAGAUUUUGCAAAGAGCAUUUCCUCGGUCAUUUCUUUCUCUUCAUUGAUGAAUCGAACAUACGAUAACAAAAUAGCUCUGUUAUCAGAAACUGUUGACUCGUCAAUUUGUAGCGAAAAUUUAGUUCUUUUCAAUAUUUUAAUAAGUUUUUCUUCAACAUCUGCAGCCAUUUCAUCGAUUCAUCGUGAAACAGUGUUGUUACUCAGAGGAAGUGCUUGGCUUAUUCUAUUGCUGGAGCCCACACCAAGCAUUAUUUCAAUAAUUUUCUUAGCUGCCGGAAGAAUAAGACUUUGGCCGAUCAUGUGUGGUUUUCCAGUCUUCGCAAUAAGCAAGGCGACUUCAUAUGAUGCAAGCAGUCAUUUGUCGAGAUCGGUUAAUUGUUUUUUUGAAUAGUUGAUUCACUCGUGGCCGAUUUUCAAGUUUGGUUUUGAGAUUUUGAAAGAACGAAAUUGGCUUGUUCGCUUUGUCACUGUGCAGUCUUGUCAAAUUAUCUUUCAUUCGUGAAGGCUUCAUAGCUUCAUUGCUCGAAAAUGUUUUAUCACAAAGAAUACAAUGUGGAAACUGAAUUGUGGUGCCCUGUGAACAUUGGGCAGAGUGUGCUAAGUGCAUAAAAAAUUUGGUGACGAUACCAACUUGCCUACCUGUGCAGGGUGUCAACGAAGGCCAACCAAUAAGGCUACCCAUAAGGAAUUUGUACUGAAACCCUUCAUAAAAAAUCUGGUAUGGUACACUCACACAACUUUCCUUGCUCAUUGAACUGUAAGCCCCAUUCUAAAACGAGAAUAAUUUA